GAGUCUGCGUACUGAUUUACAAUACGCCAGGACGAUUCCUAUAGAAAUUUGUGUAAGCUAUUAUUAAAACUGAUGUGUUUUUUCUGUAGUGUUAUAUAAAAAUAAUAACUAAGUGAAAUAAAAUAUAUAAAUAUUCAAUUGGUGAAUUACAUCUUUUGAAAUGGAGUGCAUUUUUAGUGCGUGUCAUCGAUUUACAUGGCCAAUGUUUUUUUUGCUGGCAAUAAUAUUUCACAUAAAAACAACAGCCUCUCACUCGGAUGGACUAUUCACAUUAACUGAUCAUGAUUCCCCAGCAGUGUCACCUAAAUUUCUAUCGCGUGGACAUUUGUAUAAAGUCAUAGUUGGUGAAACUAUAGAACUUCCUUGCAAGGUUCAAAAUCUUGGAUCUUUUGUUCUGUUAUGGAGAAAAGGUUCUUCCGUUUUAACAGCGGGUCACUUAAAAAUAACAAGGGAUCAAAGGUUCAAAAUUGUGGGGGACUACAAUCUUCAAAUAGCAAGUGUGAAAACCCAGGAUGCUGGUGAUUAUAUUUGCCAACUUGGAGAUCAAGAAAAUCGGGAUCAAGUUCAUACUGUGGAAAUUUUAGUACCGCCUACACUUCGUGCGUUACCGCACAAUGGUCAAGUUACUGCUCGUAAAGGUAGUACCGUUACCUUGGAAUGCAAGGCUUCAGGUAAUCCAGUACCAACUAUUUAUUGGUUUAAAAAAGAUGUGUUCGCGGGCCCAACUCAUUUAUCAGAUAGUUCAACAUUAAUAUUGGAGAACGUCGAUAGACAUCAUGCUGGAAUCUAUCAGUGCUCUGCGGAUAAUGGAGUGAAAGAACGCGUAUCAAUGGACAUACAACUAACUAUUCUUUCCCCACCUGAAAUAACUGUCGAGAAGUCAUGGGUUCAUGCAGCCGAAGGUCAUGAUGUAGAACUUGCUUGCAUAGUUCAUGGAGAUGUGAAUUCUGAGAUGCUGUGGUACCAAAACUCUUUUCUAUUAGAUCCUACCGAUAGAAGAUCAAUGCAGUCAAAUGAUGACAAAUAUACGUUAAUAAUAAGGAAAUUUCAACCGUCUGACUUUGGAAAUUAUAGCUGCGUUGCCGAUAACGCACUUGGUAGAACGAAAAAAUAUAUUGAAGUCUCUGGACGUCCGGGUCCUGCAAACUUCAUAUCACCAGCUUUGAGUGGUUAUCUCGAUCAUUAUAAUUUAACGUGGACUAUUGAAUCAAUACCCGCACUCGAUGAAAUUAAACUUUUGUACAGACGACUAUUGAUGAAUGAAACGUAUCAGCAUCCAGGAAAAUGGCAUGAAAAUCAUAUAAAUCCAACGUUAAUUCGAUUUGAUAACACUCACUUUAUUAUGUCACAUGUGAUAAAAAAUUUGGAGCACAAUGCAGUGUACGAGGCCAUUGUACAAGCCAAGAAUAAAUAUGGAUGGAAUGAGAUUAGUGACAUUCAUCAAUUCUACACCAGAAAUCACGACCUUUUGCUUGACAUAGAUAUGGAAUACAAAAUGGGAAUUUCGAAUGGAAAAGGGCAUUCACAUAAUUCCAAUAUUAUAAAGGCUGUAUUUGCCUAUAUAAUUUUUCACAGUUUGAAAGUUUGUAUUUAAGGACUUAUUACUUUAUUAUUCAUUAAAAAAUGUGCCUUAUAUUUCAGUUCAAUAUCUAAAUUAAUAUUUUAAGCAUUGUUUUUGUUUUUUACAAUACAUUUUUUUAUAAAAGAGUUUAGAACACUACUUACUGGAAACCGUUCUAUGUUGCAAAUUAUCCAUAUUAUUUAUAUUUUAUAUUUCACAAUAUAUUUUUAAUAAUAUAAAAGUUUAGUAUACUAGCCACAAUAAACCUUUUCAUGGGUAAACAAUAAUCCGCUGUAAAAGUCUUUCCAAAAUUUUUUCCUAAUCAUUAAUAGCCAACAUUUAUUUGUAAAAUUUAUUAACCGGUUACAAUUACCUGCAACUUUUGUGAAUUAGAUUAUGAAACUUAAAUCUUUUUAUUCUUUGCAAAGCUUGUUGAGCGUCUUUGAGCGUAAAGAGUAAAUUUUCCAUAAUUGAUGCAUGGCUACAAAUGUGUUCAAAAAAACCAUUGUAUGUAAUUUAAAUAUGUGUGUUUAUAAUAUAAGUUCGAAAAAGGUUAAGGGACGUUUUCUCAAUCCCCGGAUAAUAUUAUCCUUAGCCGCUGGUAGUUUAACUAGAUGAUAGUUUUAACUGACAGAACCGUUUUUACCAAGUUGUGGUUAUUGUAAAUGCGUAAGGAAACAGCGUCACCAUGUACGUGUUUGUUUUCGUAGGCGAGGAGACGAAGAGGAAAUAUGAAGAUAAUGAUAGCGAGCGACAAAUGUGGUUCCGUCUGAACGCUGUCUAUGCAGCUGAUUUUUCUUAUACAUAUACUUUUUAGCUAACAACUGUAAUUUCAUUUUCUGGUUAGAAAUUAACCAAAACUCCUCCAGAUAGUUACUUAGCAGAUAUUGAGAAAACCAUUUUUCAAAACAUUGCCGUCAAAAUCUCGUUAAGCGCUAAACCAUAUAUUGAGAAACGGGCCUUAUGAUUUAUUCUCUCAUGUUAAUAAAGUAUUUUUAAGCGAGUGUGCUAAGUACUGGUAGCUUGGAAUUUCGGUACUCUUAUUGUGUCAAAUUUGUUUUUAGAAUUUUAACUCAGAACUUUUUAUAUUACAACGAAACUUAAAUUUUUAUAUAAAAUAUGCAAUCAAUGUAUAAUAUUUUUAUAUGUAAGUAUAUAAAAAUCAUUAAUUUAUUUUUAUUACUGUUCUAAUAUCUACUUAAUAUCUGUGGGUUUCAUAAAAUACUAACUGAUAUGUCAAAUCAAGACAUAUAGAGCAUUUUCGAAGUGUUCAGGAGAUAAACCAGCUAUGCGUUGUUCUCAUAAUUCAAAGAUGUUUUGUCAUUUGUGUAGAACAACAAUAAAUACUCAGUAUUUUACAAUUAUUACAUAUUAUUAUGUAAUAGCAGAAAAUGGAAAGAACAUAAUAAAAAAUUAAAAACAAAUCCUUAAAAUGUUGAGUUGAAAGCAAUAUAUAUUAUAACAAAUAUUUAGCAAAAUAACCAAAAAAAUUUUUGAGUGUGGAAUACAUAGAGAAUAAAGUAAUUAAAAUGUCUCAACAUAAAAAAGUAUUUACAAAUAUUACAUCAAAAAAGUUCAAUCUAAUAAGACUGCUACCAUUACAUAGCACACAUGGAAUGACACACUUGGAAAUACACUUCAUAAAUUAUAUUAUUUAAAGGUUUUAAAACUAAAAAUAGUAACAUGACUGAUUCCAUAUGUUCUUAUGCAUCUGCAUUUCUAAAAAACGAACAUAUUUUUUGGUGCAAUUCUUUAAAACACUUCUCAUUAAAUUGGUCUCUUUAAAAGUUGAAAUCUUUGAUUUAAUACAAACGAUGAUUUAACACAACUUAGUCCACUAUAACUUAUUAACUUUAAGUCACCAUUAUUUUUCAUGUUAACUUGUCGUAAAUAUUAGAAACUUCCGAGCCACAAUUGUUGACACCAUAAAGGUAUUCUUAAAUACGUUGUAUUUUCAACAUGAAAAACAUCGCCAACUGUUUAGUAUAGUUAAUAAUAUAUGAAACUUUUACAAAAAAUAUUUAAUAAGGUUGCCUGAUUUAUCUCGGUGUUAAUGAUUGGGAAAAAUACAAUAAAAACCUAAUUUCCAAAUAGGCCUUCAAUUAAAUCUCAGCGAUAAAGCCGGUUUUAUAGCUUUUGUUCAGUAUGAAACAUACUCUAAUUUUUAUUAAAAUACAAGUAGGUGUGGCUUUUCAAAAUAAUAUGAUUUACAACCUACAAAGAGAAAAUCGAAAUAUAUAAAAAUAAUAUUGAAAUCAAAAUUAUUUGACACACAUUUCUGUUGUUAUUGUUAUCAUUUUGAUCUGUAUGCACAUAUGUACAUACAUCAGAAACAUAUCAUUGUUAAACCCGUAUUCGUAUGUAAUUGUAUGUUUUCUUUCUAGGAGAGACAGAAUUAGAAACGUUUAAUUAAAAAAAUAUUUUUUUCUUAUGACAAACAUAUGUAUGUAUGUAACCUUUACAUAAUUUCAAAUUAAAAUAGUCAAUCCUUUAGAACAAGGGACAUAUUGAAGACUUGUUAUCUACAUCCUAAAGAAGAGCAUCUGAGUUUUGUUCCCAUAGCGGAAAGUUUAUAAUACUUACAAAAUAAUGAUAAAUGGUGCACUCAGUAUGUAGGGACGAUCGCAAUAAUGAAACGAAAUUAUUUCUCAAAAUUCUUUUGGGAUCAAUAGCUAUUUCAGCGGGAUUUAUUUAAAUGAUAUCAAUGAGAUUUGCAAUGUUAUUCUGCGAAUUCAAAGAGGAAAACCUGUAUGAUACCUAAGCCCCUAAAGCGCGAAAACAAUUUUAAGAGUUAUAAUAGAACGCUUUUUCCACUGGCGAUGAUAAAACACAGCCACAUAGGAAUUAGUUUAAAAAAAUACUAAGGACGAGCCGUUUUCAUUUAACAAAACCUUUUUACAAGCAUUAAUGAAGCUAUUAGAAAGAUUCCAAAUUUAGUCACAGACCUCUCAUACAUUCAUAAGGAUCUCCGUCCUUCCGAUUGACUGUAUACCGUCCAUUUCGGUCAGAGGUAUAUAUAUAACAACAAAACCAAGUGGAAAAGUUUUUCAUAAUCACAGCCUUAACUGCGUUCGAGCCCUUCCGUACUGUUUGUGCCUUCCUUCCAAAGAUAUGAAUAACAUUUCUGUCCAUUUUUACUUGAUUUUGAACUAGCCAAUACAUUUUCAUGACUUCGAUUCCCUUAAAAUUGUAGAAUUUUCUUAAAUAAGAGACGUUUUCAACGCGCCAAACUUACUACUUAAAAUCCAAUGCGAUUUUUUGUUUAUAAUUAGGUCACAUUCGAAGAUAUGCCAUAAAUUCUGUGAGAGAUACAUAGAUAAAAAUCAUUUACAACUGUCAAAUUGCACAAAUCAAAAUUGUUAAGGUCCUUCUAACCAUCCUUCUAAAUCAAUAUAGUUUAAUGCUAUAAAAAUCAGUAAUAUGUAAAAUUGUGGUGUAGGUACCUAAUACGAGGAUUGAAAACA
Messenger RNA from Bactrocera dorsalis (oriental fruit fly), 5025 nucleotides. Its product is annotated as limbic system-associated membrane protein. Gene Ontology annotation, molecular function: axon guidance receptor activity; protein binding. The record is from RefSeq and is a predicted model, not a curated record. Gene Ontology annotation, biological process: homophilic cell-cell adhesion; synapse organization. Bases 161 to 1594 code for a protein of 477 amino acids. Gene Ontology annotation, cellular component: axon; plasma membrane; neuronal cell body. The transcript has 8 exons. NCBI's taxonomy places the organism in Eukaryota, Metazoa, Arthropoda, Insecta, Diptera, Tephritidae.